AUGCCCUCCAGGGCCUCCCGCUCCUCCUCCAGCGCGCGCCGCUCGUUCUCGUUGACGGCACGCGCCGUGGCGACGCAUGCCUCAAAAAGGCGCCUACCAACGGCAAGUCUCUCCCUCUCCACGGCGAGGGCGGUGCGGCUCGCCUCAAGCUGCAUCAUUUCCCCCGCCACGACCGCCUCCAGCCGCCCGAUCACCUCCCGGGCGCUCCCUAGCACGACUGGGAGAGGGUCGGCAGGCCGGUUAGGCGACGGCCGGGCGCUGGGUCCCCUGCGAGCGUCCUCCGAGGGGCUCGAGGUCCCCAAAAACUGUCAUGCAGGCACCGCCCAUGAUGAGGUCGUCCGCCCCACGCUCGACGCGCUCGGGCCGGGCUCAGCCAGCGCCGGUUGCUCGGGCGCGACCGCUGCCACCCGCUCGGGGCUGGGCGGCGCCUGUGGCUCGGUCUCGACUGGCGCGCUCAGCUCAGGCGCGCUCGGCUCGGGGGCUAGAGCCAGUCUCGGCACCUCCGGCUGUCCUUGGUCUCCGGGGCGUCCGUAG
Molecule: messenger RNA, 534 nt
Organism: Phragmites australis (common reed)
Lineage: Eukaryota; Viridiplantae; Streptophyta; Magnoliopsida; Poales; Poaceae
Exons: 1
Coding region: 1-534 (177 amino acids)
Source: RefSeq, a predicted model, not a curated record